Molecule: messenger RNA, 1989 nt
Organism: Glycine soja
Lineage: Eukaryota; Viridiplantae; Streptophyta; Magnoliopsida; Fabales; Fabaceae
Product: putative cyclin-A3-1
Exons: 7
Coding region: 239-1456 (405 amino acids)
Biological process (GO): mitotic cell cycle phase transition; regulation of cyclin-dependent protein serine/threonine kinase activity
Cellular component (GO): nucleus; cyclin-dependent protein kinase holoenzyme complex; cytoplasm
Molecular function (GO): cyclin-dependent protein serine/threonine kinase regulator activity
Source: RefSeq, a predicted model, not a curated record
AAAAGAAGACAGUACAAAAGAAGCACAUUAAAAUUCAGAGCGUGCAAAUUGCAAAAUGCAGAAAUUGCUCAACGAUUUCCCCCAAAAAAUGAGUUUCACGGGAAGCGGGAAGAAGACCCACCGCAAAAAUUUCAAACCACAAAGACAGCAUUAAUAUUCUUCCUUUCAUUUCCAGUUCUUCUUCUUAAACCCCUUAUUCUCCUUCUCUCUUGCACUGUCUUACAAUUUGAAUUUUCCAAUGGCAACUUCUGAGAACAACAGCAGCGCGCGUCCCCAACGCGAAGCGAAGAAGAGGGCCGCAGCUGCAAUAUCCCAAAUUCAUGGCAACGCCGCCAAGAAGAAACGCGUCGUUUUAGGCGACGUCACUAACGUUUCCUCAAGCGACGUCGCCGUUUCCGUUUCCAAAAAACCCGUUCAGACACAUAAAAAUGUUAAACUCGAGAAACCGGCCGCGCCGGUUGCCACGCCGGAGAAGGUUGAGGAAAGACACGACCCGCAACUCUGUGGGCCCUACGUUUCUGAUAUAUACGAAUACCUUCGCGGAAUGGAGGUGGAUCCUAGUAAGAGACCAUUGAUGGAUUAUGUUCAGAAGAUUCAGAGGGAUGUUAAUGCUAACAUGCGCGGUGUUCUUGUGGAUUGGUUGGUGGAAGUUGCAGAAGAAUACAAACUUGUUUCGGACACGCUUUAUUUCUCUGUUGCUUAUAUUGAUAGGUUUUUGUCGUUGAAUAUUUUGUCGAGACAGAGGUUGCAAUUGCUGGGGGUUGCUUCAAUGCUCAUUGCUUCGAAAUACGAAGAGAUUAAGCCGCCCGAGGUGGAGGAUUUUUGUUACAUUACGGAUAACACAUACUCUAAGGAAGAGGUUGUGAACAUGGAGGCUGAAAUAUUGAAGGCUUUGAAAUUUGAAUUGGGUGGUCCUACAGUGAAGACAUUCUUGAGGUGUGUUUCUUUGUUGAAUCUAUGUCCAUGUUGUGUUAAUUUUGCUUGUUUUAGUUGUUUUUGCCUUGGCAUUUUGGCUCAUCGCUCUGUAUGCUUUUGCCUUCUUGUUUGCAGGAGAUUCUCCAGAGUUGGUCAAGAGGGUGUUGAUACUUCUGAUCUCCAGUUUGAGUUCCUUAGCUGCUACCUUGCCGAGCUCAGUUUGUUGGAUUAUAAUUGUAUAAAGUUUUUGCCAUCUUUGGUGGCUGCAUCAGUUGUAUUCCUAGCAAGAUUUAUGUUUAGCACAAAGACACAUCCUUGGAAUUCGGCACUCCAUCAACUCACUAGAUAUAAACCUGCUGACUUGAAGGAAUGUGUUCUAAACUUACAUGACUUGUACCUCAGUAGGAGAGGGGCCUCUUUGCAAGCUGUGAGAGAGAAAUACAAACAGCAUAAGUUCAAAUGUGUGGCAACAACACCAUCUCCUCCCGAGAUACCUCUUUCUUUUUUUGAAUUUGAGGGGCAGAUUCUUAGGCAAUUGUAAUUUGGCUAUUCUUGGUAUGGCUCUGGUUUCAACUAUUGGCAGGAAAGUGUUUCCUAACACUAGAGAUGAGAGUUUCAGACAUUUUGUUGCACUUGUUUGUAGAGAGAGAGAGGUGCUUGCCAGAAAUGCAGCGACAACAUACUAUGCUGGCCUCACUGACUUUGUGAUUGAGCUUGUGUGAAAAUGAGAUAAAUCCCAUUAGUUGAGAAUUAGGUUAUUUUUUGACAAUUAGAAGUUCUUUGUAAGAUUUCCUUGAAGGAUUUAUGAUUUCUAUGUAUAGGGAAAUGCUAUACGUUUUCAUUGUAGUUGUUCCAUUCUAAGAUGUCCAAACUCUGAUAUUCAGAAAUCAAUUUUUCAGCUGUAAACAAGUGUUGGAUUGGUUACUUUAACCCAACCAUUUUUGUCCGUGGUCUAAACAAAUGUCUGUGAUAGAAUAUAAUUGAGUUUGUCUGUGUAGUCUAUGACUGAGUUUGUCUGUGUAGUCUAUGACUCUAUGUUAAUAGCACGCUAAAGUAAUGUAUUGGUUUUAAACA